AUGUCCUCGCCGGCAUCAGAAGACAAACGGGAAGUUUUUGGCCUCGGGCGAAAGGUGGCCGUCGUCGGCGCCGGAAUCAGCGGCGUCUGCGCCGCGGCGCACCUGAUCAAGCAGGGGCUCCAGGUGACGGUCUUUGAGCGCUCAGGCAUUGCAGGCGGCGUCUGGCACUAUGACAGGCGUGUGGCGGAAGAUCCUCCAUAUCCCAACAAUGCGCCCUCUAGAGGGGAUUACCUCCUCUCCAAGCCCGGGGAGUUUGCCUUCGCAACACCUCCCCCGGAGCAUGAUACGGCUGCUGGCGACACGGCGGAUCUCCGAAGCAGGAGCCUGCUUCCAGCCGACCUCGAGGCUCACUUCUCACCGCCCGGCCCCUGUUACGCGGGUCUGAAGAACAACGUGCCCACACACCUCAUGGCCAGUUCGCUGGACCCAUGGCCGGAAGGGACCGAGCCAUUCGUCAGCCAAGACAAGGUUGAACAGUACAUCCAGGGGCUUGCAAGCGACCACGGUGUGACCGCUGUCACCUCGUUUCACACGAGGGUCGACGAGAUUCGGAAGACGCCGGACGGGACCAAGUGGGAGAUACGCUCCGUGGCGCUGGAAGCGUGGGAUACGGGGCCCCGGCUUAACGAGCGCACCUCCUACUUCGACCUGGUCGUCGUCGCGACGGGGCACUACAACAUGCCACGGAUCCCCGACACGGAAGGGCUCAAGGAGUGGAAGGAGAGGUACCCUAGCCGGAUCAUCCACUCGAAACAAUAUCGGUCUCCCGAGCCGUUCCGGGGGCGGAACAUACUCGUCAUUGGCGCCGGGGUCUCUGCCCUCGACAUAUGCCGCGAGACCGACGGCGUCACCGCCAAGACGUACCAAAGCGUGCGCGGCGGCCGGUUCGACCUUCCGCAAUCUCUCCUACCAGAGUCCACGGUCCGAGUUCCGGAAGUCGCCAGAUACGAGCUGCGCGCGGACAGCGGUGGGCGGCUCGAUGAUGAGGCGCCGAUUCCCGGCUCCGUCGUGCUAAAAGACGGACAGGUGCUCGAGGGCAUCCAUCACGUGGUGGUGGCGACGGGAUAUAUCACCUCGUAUCCCUUUCUCCCCCACCUGCACUCGGAUGAUACCCCAAACGUGCAGGCCGGCGAGGACAUCGUGGUGGCCGCCGAGGGCGACAUGGCACACAACCUGCACCGCGACAUCUUCUACAUCAACGACCCGACACUCGCCUUUGUCGGCGUGCCCUACCACGUCGCGACGUUUUCUCUCUUCGACUUCCAGGCCCAGGCGGUGGCUCGGGCUUUUGCGGGCAAAGCCCGCCUGCCGAGCCGAGAAGAGAUGCGGAGGGAGUACCAGAAGCGGAUGGAGGAGAAGGGGCUCGGCCGGGGAUUCCAUUCGCUGCACGUCCGCGGCCAUGAGCUCGAGUACGUGCAAGGACUUGUGGAUUGGGAAUGGAGGCGGGCUUACAACGAGAUGAAGGACAAAACAAUGUCGCUCUUCAAGUGGUCCGAGAAUGCCGGUGAAGAGGGGCCAAAAGAACAAUGA
Molecule: messenger RNA, 1530 nt
Organism: Thermothelomyces thermophilus ATCC 42464
Lineage: Eukaryota; Fungi; Ascomycota; Sordariomycetes; Sordariales; Chaetomiaceae
Exons: 2
Coding region: 1-1530 (509 amino acids)
Molecular function (GO): NADP binding; flavin adenine dinucleotide binding; N,N-dimethylaniline monooxygenase activity
Source: RefSeq, a predicted model, not a curated record